This is a messenger RNA of Marmota flaviventris (yellow-bellied marmot), 968 nucleotides long. RefSeq names its product LY6/PLAUR domain containing 4 (gene Lypd4). Gene Ontology annotation, cellular component: plasma membrane raft. The record is from RefSeq and is a predicted model, not a curated record. NCBI's taxonomy places the organism in Eukaryota, Metazoa, Chordata, Mammalia, Rodentia, Sciuridae.
AUGGGGAGGCUGUGUUCCUGAAGUCCUCAAGUAACUGAUGCAGUCAACUUUCUGCUCCAGAAACAGUGACCCAGAAGUGGGUGAACAGAGAAUUUAGGGACUGCCAAGAACUGAAUUUGGAACCCACGCUGAAAUUGGUUUCAGACUGACUUUUAGCAUACAGGACACAGGACCAUGGGACCCCAGCAUUUGAGACCUGUGCAUCUGCUCUGCCUCCUAGGGGCCAUCUCUUCUCUACCUUGGGCUGAUACUCUUUUGUGCUAUGAAGCAAGAGCCUCAGCAUUCAGAGCUGUUACCUUCCAUAACUGGAGGUGGUUUCUGAUGAGGAGCAUGGUGUGUAAGCUGAGAGAAGGCUGUGAGGAGACACUAGUGCUCAUUGAGUCAGGGACCAGAAGGGGAGUUGUGGGGUUUAAAGGCUGCACUUCAAGCUUAUCUUAUCAUCAGCAAGUCUCCUACCUUGUUUCACCUCCUGGAGUGUCCAUUGCCUCCUAUAGUCAUGUUUGCCGGACCUUUCUCUGCAAUAACCUCACCAACUUGCAGCCUUUUCUGAGGCUCAAGGCCAAAUCUGCUAAGUCUACCUCAAGUUCUUCAAAUACUUGCCCAACGUGUGUGGGCAGGCACAAUGAGGAGUGUCUUCCAAAUUUUGUCUCCACUGAGACUUGUCCCUCUGUUGCCCAUAGCUGUUUCAGUUCCACCUUCAAAUUUCAGGCAGGGACGCUCAAUACCACCUUCCUCAUCUUGGGCUGUGCUCGUAAAUAUCAGAAUCUCUUAUCAGAUUUUCAUCAUAUUGGAAGUAUCAAAGUGACUGAGGUCCUCAACAUCAUACAGAAGUCCCAGACUGUUGGUGCGGGGCCCUCUAGUCAAGAUCCUUCUUGGGGCAUUCUCUUAGGCCUCCUGCUUGUCUUCAGGUACUGACCAUCCAGCUGUAUCAACACCCAGACCCCUUUGAUUAACCAAAUAAAGUUGUG